Venturia canescens is the source of this 2170-nucleotide messenger RNA. RefSeq names its product replication stress response regulator SDE2. The transcript is spliced from 2 exons. Lineage: Eukaryota; Metazoa; Arthropoda; Insecta; Hymenoptera; Ichneumonidae. The coding region runs from base 175 to 1023 and encodes 282 amino acids. The record is from RefSeq and is a predicted model, not a curated record. Gene Ontology annotation, cellular component: nucleus.
GAGUUCGUGAAAAAAUUUUAGCUCGUCUCGUAUCCGUUCGUUACCUUUUCCAUCAGCUGACUAAUUUGCGGACUAUAUUGCUUGACAAGUUUGACACAGUUUAACGUUGUUUAGUCAUCAAUAUCGAAUAAUAAUUUUUCAAACGUAAACAGCAAUUAAAGCAUACACAAAACUAUGUUUGAAUUAAAGAUUUACGGAAGCAGCAAGGGAAUUUCAACGAUCCUGAGCCAUGAACGGGGCCUGGAGUACGACGAAAUUUGUAAACAACUAGAGGAUAAGGCUCUAGCAAAGGGUACAUAUUACAUCGAACAAAAUGGUCGUUUGGUAUCUGAGAAGCAUGUCGGAUUACUGGAGGGCCGAGCAACGCUAUUUCCAAGGAUUUUGGGAGGAAAGGGUGGUUUUGGUUCUAUGUUAAGAGCAAUAGGAGCUCAGAUAGAAAAAACAACAAAUCGUGAAGCUUGUAGAGACUUGAGUGGACGUCGUUUGCGAGACAUAAACGAAGAGAAAAGGUUAAAAGCUUGGAUCGAGAAGCAAGAGUCGCGAGAGGAGGAGGAGGUUGCCCGAAAGAAGAGGAAGUUGGAAAAGCUUUGCGCCGUACCGAAGCAUGAGUUCUCAGACAAAAAGUAUGAAGAGGAGCGUUCCGCUCUGACCGAUAGAGUCGGAGAUGCUGUAGAGGAAGGAAUUAAAAUGGCCGCAGCUGCGGCUGAAGCUGAAGAAGUGGAGAAACGAGAAAAACUUGUGGCUAAAAGAGUAGGAAGAAAAACGAUUUUGGACGACGAAUUCAAUUCGGACGAAUUGGACAGCUCUGAUGACAGCGACGAUUCCGAUGACUGCGGUCGAUCGAAAAAAAUCAUCACAGAGAAAAAAACUUCAUCCGAGUGUAGCAGCUCUAGCGACGAAUCACGUUCAAUUGCAGCAGGAUCCAGCAAAAGUUCGGAUGACAAUUCACAGCCGUCCAUUCCUGAAGCUCCGCCAAUUAAUGAGAAUAUUACGAAAAGCUCUACAAAGCAGCUAACUGCGUGAAAGCCCAGGCGGUUUUUGUUCAAUUUAAAUAAAAUUUCAUCAGCAAUGUUUGAACGCAUCUUUGCAGCCAAAUUUUUGUUUCAAUAUUCAGCUUUAGUCUCCAAUAAUUUUUGACGUUAACUAUGCAUAAAACUUAGUGCAUGAAGACGAAACAAUAAUUUAACGUAUGAACAGAAAAUCCUCUUCAGUCUCGUGCGAUGAGUUCGUUCGUUUUUUUCUGAAUAGACUGUUUCAACAUUUUAUCAUGUUCAAGCAUUUCUUCCGAAGAUCAGGAAUCAUUGCCAAUGUUUGUUUCGUAACUUCUUGGUCAAGUCCUAAAAUUGAUUUUUAGAAAGAGCCAAUAAUCCAAAAUAUCCACAAAAAUGUCUGAAUUUUUGCACGUUUUAGUAGUAUCGCUAAAAGUACUUGGACCAAUCGAAAAAGAUUUUGGCUGUUAUGUGACAAGUUCUCAAUACGUGAGAAUACGAAUAACAGUUCAGUUUGAAGUUUAUCCCAAUUUUAUUGCGAUAGAGAGUAAUUCAAGGAGAAACAUUAAUUGCCGAUUUAACGAUCAUAUGUAAUUCGAUUUGACGGGCUAAGUGCGCCGGUGAACGAGCAAAGCAGGAAAAGAGUUUAUAGCUCUCGAGCUCAUGCGUUGUUCGUUUGUUACGGAGAUAAGAAAAAAAAAAAGAGAACAAAAAAUACACGCUCUUGCGAAUCAAGUAUAAUUUGUAGUCGUAGCCAAACGGGUUUUGUACUCUGUACCGAAAACAAUAUACGACAUUCAUUUAAAUAUUUAUUUUUCGCAUUGAAAUGGAAAAGUUUACAUUUUUUUGUGUUCACGUAUUGUUAAGCCUCUUCGUUGUUUCUAGAUCGCAUGGUAAGGCCCAAUAUCAUCGCUGCUCUUCAGGCAGAGCUCGAUCGAACUGCACCUAAGGCAAUUCGUCGAUCCUCUUUUAACACUUUUCAUUUAUUCCCUUUUUACUGUUCUUCUCUGUAAAAUACACAGGAAUAUCGAAUAAUUUAUAGUCAAAAGGCAAAAUUCAUGAAAAAGUGAUAAUUUUAAACAUCAAAAUAUGGAAAACAUAAACUGCGCUCCAAUGUGAUCACGAAUCUUGUGUAACAACUGGGAUAAAUAAAGUAAACAAAGCUCAAAGCCCGAUGGAAA